This is a messenger RNA of Pundamilia nyererei, 1619 nucleotides long. It is a transcript of the gene actr1b, whose product is annotated as actin related protein 1B. The coding region runs from base 178 to 1308 and encodes 376 amino acids. The transcript is spliced from 11 exons. The record is from RefSeq and is a predicted model, not a curated record. Lineage: Eukaryota; Metazoa; Chordata; Actinopteri; Cichliformes; Cichlidae.
GUGAGCCUGCCUCGGUGCUGUGGUUGUUGUGGACGGGGCGGCAGCAGCGGCAGAGGAGCGUCGACAGGCGUAGAGCGGAGCUACUAACCGGCGCUGAUUUUUACAUGAUUAAAACACUAAACGGGCACGAAGACUCACGCGGAUCGAUAGAAACACACCUGAAGCGCACGUGCGGUCAUGGAGUCCUAUGACAUUUUAGCUAACCAACCGGUGGUGAUUGAUAAUGGGUCGGGGGUCAUCAAGGCCGGCUUUGCGGGAGACCAGAUCCCCAAGUACUGCUUCCCCAACUACGUCGGGCGUCCGAAGCAUGUGCGCGUGAUGGCGGGAGCCCUGGAGGGAGACCUCUUCAUCGGGCCCAAGGCCGAGGAGCACAGGGGCCUGCUGUCGGUGCGGUACCCGAUGGAGCAUGGCAUCGUGACCGACUGGAAUGACAUGGAGCGGAUCUGGCAGUACGUUUACUCCAAGGAGCAGCUGCAGACAUUCUCCGAGGAGCAUCCUGUGCUGCUCACAGAGGCUCCUCUGAACCCGAGCAAGAACAGGGAGAAGGCGGCUGAAGUGUUCUUCGAGACUUUCAACGUGCCGGCACUCUUCAUCUCCAUGCAGGCCGUGCUCAGUCUGUACGCCACAGGCCGCACCACCGGCGUAGUGCUGGACUCGGGCGACGGCGUGACCCACGUGGUGCCCAUAUACGAAGGCUUCGCCAUCCCACACUCUAUCAUGCGUGUGGACAUCGCUGGGAGAGAUGUGUCGCGGUACCUGCGACUGCUGUUGCGUAAGGAAGGAUACAACUUCAACACGUCGGCCGAGUUUGAGGUCGUUCGCACCAUUAAAGAGAGAGCCUGCUACCUCUCCCUGAACCCUCAGAAGGACGAGACCUUAGAGACCGAGAAGGCUCAGUACGUCCUCCCUGACGGAAGCACUUUAAAUAUCGGCCCCGCCAGGUUCCGCGCCCCGGAGCUGCUGUUCAGACCCGACCUGAUCGGAGACGAGAGCUCAGGCAUCCACGAAGUCCUGGCCUAUGCCAUCCAGAAGUCCGACAUGGACCUGCGGCGCACGCUCUUCUCCACCAUCGUACUGUGUGGCGGCUCCACGCUCAUCAAAGGCUUCGGCGAACGGUUACUGACUGAAGUGAAGAAGCUCGCACCCAAAGACGUAAAGAUCAAGAUCUCGGCCCCCCAGGAGAGGCUGUACUCCACGUGGAUUGGUGGCUCCAUCUUAGCGUCGUUGGACACCUUUAAGAAGAUGUGGGUGUCGAAGCGGGAAUAUGAAGAAGACAGAGCACGUGCCAUCCACAGGAAGACCUUCUAGGCCAAUAGCCCCUCAGAACUGUCCUCAUUGCUCCCCCCCCACCAUCAAACGCUAGAGGCUCCCUGACAUCAGUGGGUCCCUCCUCCCCCUCCUCCUACCUACAUCCACCUGCUUCUAACCCACCGUUGACCUCCUGCUCCUCAACCUGCACACACACACCUUUAUGUGUGCUCGUCUCCAUAUUUACCUCCUCUGACCCCCUCCCCUCCAUGUUCUUCCUGCUGUCAGGUGGUGGUGACAGCACGCUCUGAACGUGACACGCACACCCACCCACGCACCCACACACACAUGCACACACACUCGCACACAAA